AUGGCGAUUCCUUCUACGCAGAUUGCAGCCGUCAUUCCACCGACCGGGGCAUCUGCAAAGUCUGGGGUCAAUAUAAUCAACACUCAUCCGGUCCCUACCCCAGGCGAUGGAGAUCUGCUAGUGAAACUUGAAUUCUCCGGCGUGUGCCAUACAGACAUUCACAGUAUCCGAGGAGAUACGCCAAUGUUGACAGAUGUGGCUGGCCACGAAGGUGUCGGAACUGUAGUUUCAGUUGGGCCCCGAGUUGAUGAAGGCCAGUGGGUCGGUCAGAGAGUCGGUAUUAGGUGGCUUUACAGUUCGUGCCUUAACUGUGAGAUAUGCGCGAUCAAUCAUACCGCAUGUCCGAGUCAGAAAAAUGCCGGUGCCAAUGUUCCUGGAACAUUUCAGCAGUAUAUCGUCAGCCCGGCACUCCAUGUCACAAAAAUACCCUCGGAGAUUUCUCCCGAGCUAGCAGCGCCGCUUCUAUGCGCUGGAAUUGCCAUGUAUUCUUCAAUCAUGAAAACAAAGCCUCGCCCAGGCGAUUGGAUCGCUAUUCUUGGUGCUGGAGGUGGUCUCGGGCAUAUGGGUGUACAAAUAGCUGCGAAGAAAGGUCUGAAUGUUCUCGCUAUUGACAAGGGCGCAAAGAAGAGAGAAUUAUGUCUAUCGCUAGGAGCUAAGCACUUCCUUGACUUUAGUGACGUUGACAUUGUUGACGAAGUCAAGAAUCUUACCUCCGGACUAGGUGCUCAUGGUGUAAUCUGUACGGCAAACGGCGCACGAGCAUAUGAGCAAAGCUUGCAAAUGCUGCGUCCACUCGGAACACUAGUAUGUGUUGGCAUUCCGAGUGUCCCAUUUAAUCUGCCGGCUACUCCACUGGACAUGAUCAUCAAAGGUCUGACUAUUGUGGGGAACUCGGCUGGCACUGCAAGUGAGAUGGAGGAGCUUUUGACUAUGGCUAUGGCAGGAGAUGUGAAAGCGCAUAUCCAAGUCUUUGAUUUGGAUGAGAUUCAUGAUGUUUUGGAACGACUCGAGAAAUCGGAAAUUGAAGGCAGGGUGGUAUUGAAGAUUCCUUGA
Messenger RNA from Penicillium waksmanii, 1053 nucleotides. RefSeq names its product zinc-dependent alcohol dehydrogenase. Gene Ontology annotation, molecular function: oxidoreductase activity; zinc ion binding. The coding region runs from base 1 to 1053 and encodes 350 amino acids. The record is from RefSeq and is a predicted model, not a curated record. NCBI's taxonomy places the organism in Eukaryota, Fungi, Ascomycota, Eurotiomycetes, Eurotiales, Aspergillaceae. The transcript has 9 exons.